Molecule: messenger RNA, 291 nt
Organism: Dictyostelium discoideum AX4
Lineage: Eukaryota; Evosea; Eumycetozoa; Dictyosteliales; Dictyosteliaceae
Exons: 2
Coding region: 1-291 (96 amino acids)
Source: RefSeq, a predicted model, not a curated record
AUGCGCCAGCAACGCCUCAAAGAGCCUGCUAGUCAAACUAGGCCGCUAGAAGAAGUGGAGCGUGAGCAGCAAGCACUUGAAGCGAAACUACAGCAACUCCUCAACGAUUUUAGGACAAAAAAAACACAGCUUGAGCAAGCCCAGAACCUAGCUCAAAAGGCCCAAGCAGAUUUAGGGCAAGAAAUAGCGCAAGAAAAAGCCAAACAAGAGCAAUUGGAGGCGAUCGAGAAAGAGCUAAAGGAACGCAUUGAAGAAGGUAAAGUACUCAAUGAGCAGGAACAAGAAGCUUGA